Messenger RNA from Neomonachus schauinslandi (Hawaiian monk seal), 2174 nucleotides. It is a transcript of the gene DNAJB9, whose product is annotated as DnaJ heat shock protein family (Hsp40) member B9. The record is from RefSeq and is a predicted model, not a curated record. Gene Ontology annotation, cellular component: endoplasmic reticulum. NCBI's taxonomy places the organism in Eukaryota, Metazoa, Chordata, Mammalia, Carnivora, Phocidae. The transcript has 3 exons. The coding region runs from base 219 to 887 and encodes 222 amino acids. Gene Ontology annotation, molecular function: protein-folding chaperone binding; misfolded protein binding.
AGCAGCGGCCGCCGGCCAGUGGGGAGCGGGCUGAGAGGGGACGCGGCGGCGGCUGGAGGAGCGUUAGGUCAGUGUGCAAACGGGAGUGGGGCGUGCGCCGGCUACGGGAGGCCUCGGAGACCGGGGCGAGGGGCCGGGCCGAGCAGCUGUGUGCAUCCAGUCGUCUCCCGGCGCGUCUGCUCUGCGGAGGAGCUGCAGCCCUCGGAGGGAUAUUAGAAAUGGCUACUCCCCAGUCAGUUUUCGUCUUUGCAAUCUGCAUAUUAAUGAUAACGGAAUUAAUUUUGGCAUCAAAAAGUUACUAUGAUAUCUUAGGUGUGCCAAAAUCAGCAUCAGAGCGCCAAAUCAAGAAAGCGUUUCAUAAGUUGGCCAUGAAGUACCAUCCUGACAAAAAUAAGAGCCCUGAUGCUGAAGCAAAAUUCAGAGAGAUUGCAGAAGCAUAUGAAACACUCUCAGAUGCUAAUAGGCGAAAAGAGUAUGAUACACUUGGACACAGUGCUUUUACUAACGGCAAAGGACAAAGAGGUAGCGGAAGUCCUUUUGAGCAAUCAUUUAACUUCAAUUUUGAUGACUUAUUUAAAGACUUUGGGUUUUUUGGUCAAAACCAAAACACUCGGUCCAAGAAGCAUUUUGAGAAUCACUUCCAGACACGCCAGGAUGGUUCCAGUAGACAAAGACAUCAUUUCCAGGAGUUUUCUUUUGGAGGUGGACUGUUUGAUGACAUGUUUGAAGAUAUGGAGAAAAUGUUUUCUUUUAGUGGUUUUGACACAACCAAUCGGCAUACAGUACAGACUGAAAAUAGAUUCCACGGAUCUAGCAAGCACUGCAGGACUGUCACUCAACGAAGAGGAAAUAUGGUUACUACAUACACUGACUGUUCAGGACAGUAGUUCACUAUUUUUUGUUCUCACUAAACCCAACUAGUUGACUUUUCUUUAAUAUCUUUGAUGCAAAACAAUUUUCUGUGAACUAUUUUGACAAGUGCAUGAUUUCACUUGAUAUAGAUAUUAAAUGUAUUUAAAUGUUUUUUGACAAAUUCAACAACACUCAAGUAGAGAAAUAGCUAAUUAUUAAUUCUCCUGAUUAGGAAAGAUUCUUUAAAAAAAGAUACUAUAAUUCUGCCUGGUCUUUUUUCUCUACCUGCCCUUGGGCUUACUUGCGUGGCCAGUUUUAUUACCAAGAAAAGAUUGAGUUUGCCUGAUACAUAUUUAAAGGUUAAACUUUGAAACUUAUUGUAGAUUUAAAUUGUGUGAACUUGAAUGGUUUUUGCAGUGAAACCUUUGCUAAUUUAAAAUUGCAUGCUCUGCAGCAUCUCUGACUUGGGUUGCUAAAUGUACAUGAAACUGUAAUUGAGUCAUUCAGCAAAGGAUAGCAUAUCUUUUCCACUGAGAGCUUCAGAAAGGCAUAAUUUAAUAUUUACCACAGAACCAUACCUUUCUGUAGUAAAAUUGGAAUAAAGGAAAUUAUUAUAUUGCUUAUAGCCAUUUAGGCUGAAAGAAAGUUGAAAACUUUUGAAAUAUUACCAAGAGAUUGUUACAUGUUUGGUCCCUGGCUAAUGAUUUUGUAGCAUUGAAAUCAUAGCUAAUUUAUACAUCUUUUCACAUUUCUUUCUAGUUGUUGGCGCAGUAGGUCUUAUAUGAAUUUAUGUAUUUUUUGUGUGUGUGGUUCCUCUUCUUUGCACUCAUCUUUAUCUAGAGAUUGACUAAUACCUCAUUCUGUUUGUAAAAACAGCCAGUAAUUUCUGUGCAACCUUAUUAUGUGCAAUAUUUUUAAAUCCUAAGAAAUGUGUGCUUUUGUUUUCAUAUAGACUUAUUUCUUUAGUUCGGCACUUUUUGCAUUAUACUCCAUAUGAGUAUUAAUCCUAUGGAUACAUAUUAAAACUAGUAAAUGUCUCAUACAACAUUGUGUGUGAGGGAGAGAAAUACAAUAUUUACAAUAUGAUGUUCUUGGUUCUCAUUUUAUUGUUAAAAGUUUAUUCUGUAAUUCUAGAGCUAUGGAUGGUAUAUAAACAAUGGGGCUGCUUAUGCUGACCACAGACCAUAUUCCAGAAGUUACUUUUGACUAGAAAACCCUGAUAUGGCCUUGUUUGGUUGCCAUUUGGUAAUUUCUCUUACUUUUUUUUUUUUUAUGUUAGGUUAAUCACCAUACAUUACAAUUUCUCUUUCUUAUCCUCCUUC